This is a messenger RNA of Arctia plantaginis, 1092 nucleotides long. Lineage: Eukaryota; Metazoa; Arthropoda; Insecta; Lepidoptera; Erebidae. The record is from the annotation of a GenBank genome assembly.
AUGGCUGAUUUGGAUGUGAUCUUAAGACAUGACGAUACCGAAGGCGUUCUUAUUGCCAAAGGGGUCAGUAUGGUUGUUCUUUUCUUUGCCUGCAUGAUAUGUGGUAUCAUACCGCUGUUGCUGGCGAAGAAGUUCAACUGGUUAUCAGCUGGCGAAGCUAGAAACUUGAGAACAAGUAACAGGGCUGUGAUGGUGCUACUUUCUUUUGGUGGGGGUGUUUUGCUCUCCACAACCUUCAUGCACCUGAUACCAGAAAUUGAAGAAAAUGUGAUACACCUGCAAAAGGACGGUGUGUUGAACGAGUUCAGCUUCUCUUUGACCCCCCUGUUAACAUGCUCCGGGUUUUUCAUCAUGUACUUGGUAGAAGAGAUGGUACACAUGUACAUCCACCACAGAGAGCGCAGGAACGGCAAGACGUCGCCCCUGGUCAGGAACCUAAGUGUGAGGGAAAGUCGAAAUGGCAUCACAAUCAACGCAGAGAAAAGUGUCAACAAUUCGACUGCAGAUCUCGUUGAACCAAAAAAGGAUGCCGAAAAUCAUAAUCACCACAUUCACCACAGUCAUCACAGUCAUUUGCCUGAAAACGUAGGAGAUGGCGUCUCAUCGGCUCUCAGAGGAUUACUUAUAGUGCUUGCUCUUUCUAUUCACGAGCUCUUUGAAGGCUUAGCCGUCGGAUUAGAAUCAAGCACUUCUAGCGUUUGGUACAUGUUGGGUGCCGUUGCCGGUCAUAAAUUAGUAAUCGCAUUUUGUAUUAGUGUGGAGCUAAUUGCCACGAAUACCAAAUUUUGGUUAACAAUGGUGUACAUUGUCACCUACGCCAUAGUGUCACCUAUUGGAAUUGGUAUUGGUAUGCUGCUAGUAGGAGGUGCAGGUGCUACCGCUGCCGGUCUCCCCUCUGUUUUACUGCAAGGUCUGGCUUCUGGAACACUGCUCUAUGUCAUCUUUUUUGAAAUUUGGAAAGGCGAUAGAACGGGCAUUUUGCAAUUCGCUGGCUCUGUGGUCGGAUUCUUCCUCAUGUUUGGACUCAAGUUAUUGACUCCACACAGUCACUCACACGGCCACAGUCACGAAGGCGAUGAAGACAACAACUAA